Molecule: messenger RNA, 1125 nt
Organism: Amphiprion ocellaris (clown anemonefish)
Lineage: Eukaryota; Metazoa; Chordata; Actinopteri; Pomacentridae
Product: olfactory receptor 14A16
Exons: 1
Coding region: 1-1125 (374 amino acids)
Biological process (GO): G protein-coupled receptor signaling pathway
Cellular component (GO): membrane
Molecular function (GO): G protein-coupled receptor activity
Source: RefSeq, a predicted model, not a curated record
AUGCUGGAGACCCGCAACCUCACCGACUGUUCCAGCGGACAGAACCUCACCGAGCCUCCGCUGGACACGGCGGGAUGCCUCUUCCUCUCCAUCCUGCCCUACGGUCAGGCGGUGCCGGCGCUCGUCUGCGGUUUUGUUCUGUUCACUCUCUUCUCGUUCCUGGUGAACCUUCUCACCCUGCUGGCAGUGUGGUGGUCCGAGGAGCUCUCCUGGCAGCCGCGCUUCACCUUAGUGAAGAACCUGAUCCUGAGCGACCUCAUGCAGAUCACCACCUUCGGCCCGGCGGUCAUCCACUCUCUGGUCCAGCGACGCACGAUGCCGUUCCGCACCUGGUGCUACGUUCAGUAUUUUAUAGGAUCAACCAGCAUCUUCACCAGCCUCCUCACCAUCACCUGCAUGGCUCUGGAGCGGUACCUGUUCGUGUGCCGCGCCAUCCACUACUUGGUCAUUCUCACCGAGGCGUGCUUGCGGAGAGUCCUGACCCUCAUCUGGAUGUUCUCCAUCGCCGUCGGGGUCGUCACCAUGGCGCUGCUGCACACCGGCGGCGCGCAGAGCAGCGGGUCGGUCACCAUGGGGCUGCUGUGCGAGCCGGACAUGAUGGAGCAGCACAUGGGCUUUCCCCGAUCCUCUGCCAUCUUCCGCAAAGUGGUGGGCACCGUGACGCUGCUGCUGUGCCUGAUGGUUUUCUUCUUUUCCUACUGCAGGAUGUACCAGGACGCGCGUAACGCGGUGAUCCCGUUCAACGCGGACAACAACAAGGCGCGUAAAACGGUGCUGCUGGACUGCGGCAUGUUCCUGAUGCAGCUGCUGCCGCUGCUGCUCAAAGUGGUCUCGGACGCGCUGUGGGAGGUUCGGGGCAACGCGGCGAUGACGGGACGCUCCUCUCAGGCUGGAGACGUGUGCACGGUGAAGCCCGCACCCACGGCCACGGCGGCGGUGCUCCACGUGUCCCUGCUCAUGAUGCUCAUGGUGCCGCCGUGCAUCAACCCGAUGCAGUACGGGCUGAGGAACGCGGAGGUGCGCCAGGCGCUGCGCCGCCUGAUCCACCGGGUCACGGAGGAGGUCGCGGAUGUAGCGGAGAGAGUUGGAGACGGUGCGCAUCAGAACCGAGCUCAGGAGGCUUAG